AUGGGCGGGAACGGGCCGUCGAAUGAGCCCGGUGGAGCCGAAGUCUACAAGGCCAAGCUUCAUGUGAAGCCCGCCUGCGAACAAAACAUCCACCACCCUUCGGAUUUCAAAUCACCUAAACACCAACACAUCGACAUCGAGCUUGAAGACCUUCCAUCUUCACCAUCACCACCAUACCAUUCAGCACCGCGCGCCACUGUCCUGCCAAUUGGCACCACGCGCAGCACUGCAUUACCCCUGAACUCGACAUUCAGGCCACAACAUCCAGGCCACGACAUCGCCGACACCAAUCAAUCCGCGCAUCUUGACCUGAUUUGA
Molecule: messenger RNA, 318 nt
Organism: Ramularia collo-cygni
Lineage: Eukaryota; Fungi; Ascomycota; Dothideomycetes; Mycosphaerellales; Mycosphaerellaceae
Exons: 1
Coding region: 1-318 (105 amino acids)
Source: RefSeq, a predicted model, not a curated record